UCAUUCGACAGGCAAGCAGGGUAGAGCGAAGACUUGAUUUAAAUCGUUUUAUUUAUUUUCUCAACCACAUUUCAUUGUGAAAUUUGAUUUAUUUUUGUGUCGUAUUGGCGUUGGUAAUUUAUUAAUAUGGACAGUCAGGAUGAGAGGAGAGAUCGUCUCGCCGGCGGGGACAGGGCUGGCACAGUAAAUGGACACACGUAGCGACCACGUAGUAGCGGUCAAGAAGAGACCGUUCAAUCCAACCUGUAUCGACCGGGAUGCGGCAUUCCCUGGUCAUCUCAAUUGUGAAACCCGACCAUUGACAGGAAAGACGAUCAAAAUAUCAGACACAGACCUCGCAACUAUUGCUGCCUUGCACAACGAGAUCCGGACCCAUGUAUCUCCCCCAGCGGCAGACAUGCGGCUUAUGAAGGAGAACCCUGGCCUAAGUAGCACUGCGGACAGAUGGGUACGCCGAUGCACGGCCGACAGUACUUGGUAUCAGCGAACGUCGCCAGGUGGAUACAUUCUUGGCCAAAAUCAUCUGUACAGCAAAUCAUUCAUUAACUGGACAGAUGUCGUGAAAACAUGGGAGCAGGAAAAGAAGAAUUUCGCUUACGGCUCACCGGGAAAUAACGCGUCACUGGUUGGAAAUUACACACAGAUGAUUUGGGGUGAAACCUCAUCUGUUGGAUGUAGCGCUGCAAAUUGUGGUACUUUCUUCAUCUACAUCUGCCUGUAUGCUACCAUCCCUAACCCCCAGCCAUUAGAUCAGCCAUACAAAGAGUCUGUGUCAAACUCAUCGUGCGACGACUGUCCGGGCCACUGCAAUGCAAGCACCCACCUCUGUGACUACGGUGGAUUGAUAUGCCUCAGCGGGUCUAAGUUGAACAUGACUACAUACACAUGUGAUUGCGUGUCAACCGUGUUGCCAGGAACAUACAGUGGCAGUGAAUGCUCGUUAAACUGCGUUGGAACCAAUGACAUCGAUUCAGAAUGUUCAAGGUCACUACGUGGCACGUGCUACACGAACAUGCACACGAUGUUCCGUUGCCCUUGGAUGUGUAACGUCUGUCCGUACUCGGGUUCAAGUUGGAACGUCACUGUUAUAUCACGGAUGCCAUGGGAGAAUGGUCUUCCGUUGUGCACAACAACGACGCUCGCAACAACUCUGCGCAUUGGCAGCAGCGGCUCGUCUACUUCCUUUCCAGCGCAGCACAACAGUGCACCUACUGCAAUGUCACGACCAUACGCUAUGGGGACAUGUUCCACUGUUUGCUUCAUUAGUCAUGUCUUUUUGUAACACGCGGUGACACGUGGA
Molecule: messenger RNA, 1300 nt
Organism: Dreissena polymorpha
Lineage: Eukaryota; Metazoa; Mollusca; Bivalvia; Myida; Dreissenidae
Product: cysteine-rich venom protein ENH2-like
Exons: 10
Coding region: 188-1282 (364 amino acids)
Source: RefSeq, a predicted model, not a curated record